CCCCUCCUCUCUCAGUUCAUCUGCACACACUGCUCCCGCUCAUUCUUGGCCACUCACUUUGCUUUGUGGUUUGAAAUCCAACUUGAUCAUUUGGUUGUUCAGCAGAUUCUCCAUCAGAACAUAACGCAUGGACAAAGGCAACAGGGGUGUAUGCUGAGAGAGAUCAGACGUCUUUAACGAGGACUUCUACAUCAAACCAGGCUAAUCUAAAACAAUGGAUGACCUGGAUGAUGACAUUUCAUCACCUGGGUUUGAGAGGCUCUUUAUCAAAGAAGAGGAAGGGGAUCCAGACGGAACAAUCAUGGAGCAAAGAGAGUGCAACACAAACCUGUCUGGACUCACCUUUGCAGAAACACAGCUUAAACAGUCAGCUUUAAUAAAGCCAUACCUACAGGAGAUGGAUGAGUUGUUGAAAGGUUGUGAGGAGCUCACUGGUAUUCCCUUUGGCUCUCACUCUUACUCGACAAGUUAUACAGAAACAAGUCUGAGUGAAUCAAGUCAGCGCAAAGAGCAGUUUACAAUGGACGGCUAUGGGGAAACUUCUCCCCAAGAGUAUAUUUCCACCAGCUACAUUGACACACACAUGGAUGGGGCUGGAAUAGAAGAGCGACCAGCACAAGGGUGUUCACAAAGCCUGGGCACCAUCAUCAACAGGUGUGGAGGGACCACAGAGGUUUCUCGCCAGGUAGAAAUGCCUCUCACCUCAGCAGGUAACAAAUUGAGUGAAACCAUGGUGGAGUAUGAAGCCCAGCUGUUGGGGAUGCUGGCCAUGCUGGAGAGCUGUAUGGAAGAGGCAGGCAUGGACUUUGACCCCCAAGGCUGGGAGAGUCCAGAAUAUGUUCACAUCAAUAAGAAUCCCCCACUUUACAGGGGUACAACACUGGUGCCCAUUCACAGAGGGUCACUGAGCCAACCAAUGCAAGUAGAAUCCUGGAUUGGUGAAUGUGUAGGAGGAGAUGAGGUUUUAAAAGAUAACAGGAACAGAAGCACAGCAGGUUCUGAAACACAUCAUUUGACUGGUUCAUCAGGAGAGAGACUAGAAAGACAAGGUAAUUUCACAGUAGGUCAGGGGGGUGUUGAUGCACAGAUCAGGGCUUCAGAGCCACCAAUGCCAUUUGAUGGUACAGAACAGGAUCCAAUGUAUUACGAGAGCACAAAGACAGAACACAUCUUUCCUGAAAGUAUGGAAAGAAAGGGUCGUAUAACUGGGAUUGAUGAAUUAGCAGCUGAGGAGAGACUUGAACACAAGAUAGACAUGGCUGAAGUGGGAUCUGGUGUAGAUGAAUUAGGGAUAUUGGGGACUAAGAUGGAGGAAUGCAUAGAGGAGGUACAUCGAUUAGAGACAAGGAGGAAGGAGCUGUUGGUGGAGGUGCUACAGCUGAGACGGUUUAAAGGUCAGGAUGAGGCAGAAGGGGGAAGUGAGGAGAACGUGGAAACGGAUGAGCAGAUUGACAGCAAAGUGGCUGAGCUCAUGAAUGUGCUCCAGAAGGAAAGAGAUGGAAGAGCGGUGGAAAGGAAGAGGGAGAUACAGAGCCUCAGGGAGGAGAGGGCAGAGGAGGAGAGGAGGAUGUGGAAGGUGAACCUGGAGAGGCAGGGUCUGCAAGAGGAGCUCAUAAAGGUCAAGAGGAAGCUGUUCGCUAUGGCUAAAGGCUGCGCCCAAAAUCAGGCUACUCUGAACAACCAGCGCCGUGAGGUGGAGCUGCUACAGAGAGACGAGGAGAUGCUGAACUCCCUGGUGGUCCAGCUGACAGAGGAGGCCUACCAGAUCAGGUCAGCCCAACAACAACAGCUCUUAGACCUAAGAGCAAAACUUCACGCCCAGAGCUCCAGUCAGAACACCAACACUCAGGAGGAGCUGACUGAGUGCAGGAGGCAUUCAUGUGGGGACAUCCAGCAGUAUCUAGAGGGUGGCCUCAAAGCACUGGAGCAAAGAUACGAACCAGUGUUACUGGCAUUGCUCAAGAGGAGAGAGGCAGCAGCCAGCGCAUUAGUGAAAACCAAAGAGCAGGCUCAGGAGCUCAAGACCCAGUUGAUCCCACUAAGGGAGGAGAUGCAAAAACUGAAGCUGCAGAGGGCUUGUUUGGAGGAGAAACUCAAACUAAUUCACAUACACAGAAGAGAGGAUGUUGGUCAGUACAAGGAGACUGUAUAUUGUCUUGAGGAGAGCAGCAGAGAGCUGAAGACUGAGUUAAACAUUCAGAAGAGAAAAACCAAAGAGAUUGAGGAGCUGAGAGACAGCCUUACCAAGCAACUCCUGCUUUACAGGGCAGCCAUUGACAACCAUGACCAAUGUGACCAUGAGGAGAAAACAUGAUUCAGUGAUGAAUGUGAGCUUUGUAACUGAGUAAUGCAAUUUCAUUAUUUUUCUUUAUCUGACAUAUAGUAAACUCAAAAGUUUCAAUAACCGCAGUUUAACGUCACCGCAUUUCCCAACUGAGAUCAGAAAAUGUUUUUAGAACAGUCUGAUGCUUGUAGAAAGGUUUUUGUUAUGAAUAAAGGCCUGGUGUUCCUGUAAUUGGAGUGCGACUGAUGAGUUAAUGUCUGCCUCUAAAUAGCAGAGUCUCUUGUGUACUUAUAAGGACACCCUGUCUGAAGAAGUAAACUGUUGGACAUGGAGUAAUAAAGCAGGAGUAAGCUCAGGAGAAUAACAUCAGACACACAAAAAACGUCUGAGUCAACUGUGGUGAGGUGUUACCAACUCUCCCACUAAAAGCAUUAAAGAUUGUUUAAAAAUACUUUGAAGAUUACCAAGACCAAACAUGACAUGGACGUUAGACACACUUUAUUAAGAAUGCACAACUUCAAAAUACUGAACACAGAUAGAAAAAAAAAAAGAACUUCUAGUCUAUACGACAACAUGUAAAUGAGUUAGGUACAAGCGAGGUAAGAAAAAGUAGAGCCACAAAUGCACACUACAAACACAAAUUUACCCUACUUCCAUAGAAAUGGUCUGUGUAGAAAUUAAAACAAUUCAGUGGUGAUCACACUGACGUAAUAAA
Messenger RNA from Mugil cephalus (flathead mullet), 2999 nucleotides. It is a transcript of the gene sync, whose product is annotated as syncoilin, intermediate filament protein. Bases 215 to 2314 code for a protein of 699 amino acids. Lineage: Eukaryota; Metazoa; Chordata; Actinopteri; Mugiliformes; Mugilidae. Gene Ontology annotation, cellular component: intermediate filament. The transcript has 6 exons. The record is from RefSeq and is a predicted model, not a curated record.